AUGAAUAAUUAUUCUGAGAGAGCUAUUAAAUGGAUGAAGAUUUUAGGAUAUUUACCAUUUAAUGGAAAAAAUUCAUUCUUUGAAGAGUAAGAAAAUAAAUAUAACUAAUAUGUAAAUGACAUCACAAAAUCUAAUGAGAUGCUUAUUUUUGAAUAAUUAAAGAAGUAAACUUUGGAGAAUUCUGCAUCUCCUACAUAAUAGUUUGAAGAAUAAAAAAGGUAAAUUGUUUCAUAAUAUAUGAACUUUGAAUAAUAUGAAUAAAAGGAGAGAACUUACAGAAUUAUUGAAAUGGAUAAUAGGUAACUAAUUCAACAAUUAUUAGUCGGAUUUUAGCAUAAUUUUAAUUUUUAAAAAAGGAAUACAAUUUGAAAAUUGAAUAGUUAUUCUAUACAGAUGAUUAUCUUUUCAAAUUAAAUUAAAAUGUUUUAGAAAGCACAACAUAUUUAGAUGUAAUGAAAAGAGUCUCUUACAUUUAUUGUAUAUUACAUCCAAAUAUCGGAUACAUAGUAUAUUAUACCUUAAUAAUUUAUUUAGUCAGGAAUGAAUUAUUUAUUAGCCCCAAUAAUUAAAGUAAUUCAAAAAGAAGCAGAUUGUUAUUUUUGUUUCGAAAUAAUUAUGGAAAAAUAAUAACAUUUAUUUUUGUAAUCAGAUAAUUAAAAAGGGUUAUCUGUAACAAUGAAUAGAUUUGAUGAAUUGAUAAAAAAUUAAGAACCUUAAAUUUUUAAACAUCUUAAUCAUUUAGGAAUAGCUCUUUCACAUAUUUUUGUAAGAUGGUUUUUAACUCUGUUUUCAUCAGAUUUAGAUAUCGAAAUAGUUAUUGAAUUAUGGGAUAAAAUGUUGGAAAAAGACUAUUAAGAAUAUUAGUUUUAAAUAAUCAUUGAAAUGUUGAGAACAUUAAAACAUAAGAUAUUAAAAUCAAACUUCAAUUAAUUUGUGGAAUUAAUUUCAUUAAAAAACGACAAUGAAGUGUAACUAAUCAAUUCAAUUUUAAAUAAAUGA
Paramecium sonneborni is the source of this 999-nucleotide messenger RNA. NCBI's taxonomy places the organism in Eukaryota, Ciliophora, Oligohymenophorea, Peniculida, Parameciidae. The record is from the annotation of a GenBank genome assembly.